This is a messenger RNA of Lichtheimia ornata, 642 nucleotides long. Its product is annotated as uracil phosphoribosyltransferase. NCBI's taxonomy places the organism in Eukaryota, Fungi, Mucoromycota, Mucoromycetes, Mucorales, Lichtheimiaceae. The transcript has 6 exons. The record is from RefSeq and is a predicted model, not a curated record. Bases 1 to 642 code for a protein of 213 amino acids.
AUGACAGCAUCACUACACAUUAGCGAGCAUCCCAUUGUCGCCAUCAAGUUGUCUCAAUUACGAGAAGCUGCAAACUCGCCAAAGGUGGUUCGUGAAUUAAUGCGAGACUUGGCUCUUUUAUUGGGUUAUGAAGCAUCGUCUACUUUGCCCACCUUACGUGAGAAAAAGAUGAUGAGCCCAUAUGAGCCAUUCACAGGUGUCGAACUCAAGCAACGUGUUGCCCUUGUGCCCAUUUUACGGUCAGGCCUUGGACUCGUGGAUGGUUUCCUUUCGCUCUUUCCUGAAGCUCCUGUGCUACAUCUCGGCUUAUAUCGUGAAAAGGUCUCUUUACAACCCGUUGAAUACUACAACAAGCUUCCUCAAAACCCUCAGGUGGAUGUUUGCUACGUGUUGGAUCCCAUUGUUGCUACAGGCAACACCGCUGUGGCCACAAUCAACAUUUUGAAGGAAUGGGGUCUUUCAGGUGAUAAUAUAAAGUUUGUUGGCGUACUUGCAUCUCAGCAAGGUAUCGAUCAAAUUCGAAAUGAACAUCCGGACGUUGAUAUCUACAUGGCUGCUGUUGAUCAAACCUUGGAUGAACAUGGAUACAUUAGACCUGGUCUUGGCGAUUCGGGUGAUCGCUUGUGGAAUACCGCUAUUUGA